This is a messenger RNA of Cutaneotrichosporon oleaginosum, 987 nucleotides long. RefSeq lists its product as uncharacterized. Gene Ontology annotation, biological process: post-chaperonin tubulin folding pathway; tubulin complex assembly. The record is from RefSeq and is a predicted model, not a curated record. Gene Ontology annotation, cellular component: cytoplasm. NCBI's taxonomy places the organism in Eukaryota, Fungi, Basidiomycota, Tremellomycetes, Trichosporonales, Trichosporonaceae.
AUAUCACUAGCAGAAGCGGGCUUUCGGCGUGGGCUUUCGGCGUGGGUGUGGGCGUGGGCGUGGGCGUGGUUGUUGGGCGUGGGAGCCAUCAUAGCUAGCGUACGAGUCGUCUCAGUCCUCAUCUCUCACCCACACAUCGGGAGCCACGGAAUCCAAUUUCCGUCCAUCACCUCCACCUCCACCUCCACCUCCACCUGCCCCACUCGGCUUUCUUCAUCCACGUCCAUCUCGAACGCUUCAAUGUCAACAAUCAUGGCGAGCACAUCAGACGCAGCAGCAUUCUACGCGACUUUCCAACGCUUGAAAGCAGACACGGCCGACGCACUAUCCCACAACGCCCCAGACGCAGCGCCCAAGCUCGCCGCCCUCCGCGCCGCGCUCGCAGCCGCCCGCCCCACCCUCCCGUCGUACGACCAGCGGAGCUAUGAUACUCAAGUACGCGAUCUCGAAACCAAGCUUGCCGCUUCGCGGGCAGAUAAGCCCAAGUCGCGCUUCGCAUUCAAGCGCGCCCCGCCGACGGGCGCCUCUGCCUCUGCCCCCGCCUCCGCUUCAUCGUCGCGGGCCCACUCCGCUUCGCCUGCGUCGCCUGCGUCGCCGGUCCCUCCCUCCUCCGCCCCCACCCCCACCCCCACCCCCACCCCCCCAGCGACAACAUACACCCUCUCGGCCCACCGCAACCGCACCCUCACGCCAUCCGACUACGCCGGCGUCGGGAGCUACACGCUCACGCUCUCCGACUUGGCCGACUGCGUCGUCGACCUGCGCGCCUCGCCCGGUCUGACGUCGCUGCACGCGCGCGACAUGCGCCGCUGCGUCCUCCUCGCGCCCAUCAUGGCCGGCUCGGCCAUGCUGUCCGACAUGCACGAGUGCGCCGUGGCCCUCGGCGCCCAACAGUUCCGGCUGCACGACAGCGCCGACUGCGCGCUGCUGCUGCACACCGCGUCCAUGCCCGUCGUGGAGCGCGCGUGCAAGACUUUGACUGGGUAA